GACCCGACAGUUUCCGUUAGCUGCGGGCAGAAGAUGUUCACGGUUUGUGCUUUAUAGAAGGAAAAGUCGUUGGAAGUACGGCGGGAGAGACGGUUAAAAAAAGCGAAGCAUAAAAAUAAAUAAGUACUGAAGUGGGAGAAAGACGGGAAAUAAUGACUCGGAUGUUGUAGGGUUUUCUUUUAUUAUUAUUAUUAUUAUUAUUAUUAUUAAAAUGGCCAUUAGGGAGCUGAAAGUGUGUCUUCUGGGGGACACAGGCGUGGGGAAAUCAAGUAUUGUUUGCAGAUUUGUCCAGGAUCAUUUUGAUCACAACAUAAGCCCAACUAUUGGCGCAUCGUUUUUAACCAAGACUGUCUCCUGCGGCAACGAGCUUCACAAGUUCCUGAUCUGGGACACGGCGGGGCAGGAGAGGUUUCACUCUCUGGCCCCGAUGUACUACAGAGGGUCUGCUGCUGCUGUCAUUGUGUAUGAUAUCACCAAGCUGGACUCCUUCCAGACCUUGAAAAAGUGGGUGAAGGAGCUAAAGGAGCAUGGUCCAGAGGAUAUUGUGGUGGCAAUUGCAGGAAAUAAGAAUGACCUGGGUGACAUACGGGAAGUCGCCACAAAAGACGCCAAGGAAUUUGCAGAGUCAAUCGCAGCCAUAUUCAUUGAAACCAGCGCAAGAAAUGCUGUCAAUGUUGAGGAACUCUUUCAAAGUAUAAGUCGGCAGAUCCCCCCUCUGGAGAACACAGACGUGGACAGCAACGAGUCGUUCAAAAUCACACGCCAGCCGCUUCCGUCAUCUAGACGCUGCUGUUAGAGGAGUGAGAAAUUUGGCUCGCUCUCUUCCUCAUAGCUGGAUAUUAAUUUAGCUUUAUAACCACCCUAACCUGUAACCUAAAGCUUGCCUGACUUUAGUGCUGAAGUUCAAAAAGAGUUUAGCUUCAGCAGUUUUAAGCAAACAGCAGUUUAACGAGUUUACAAAAGGACAAAAGAAUUCAACAUGUUCACUGUGAAGCAAUGGAACAGGGUUAGCUGGCUAACUCUGUAAGAUUAACUUCAUAAGGUGACGAGCCGAACAAGGCAAACCUUAAAGCCUGACCGUGCUGUUUUAAAGUACUAACCGUCUUUGUUUAAUACUGAUCCAGUAUCAGUUUGAUAUUUUUUUGUUAAAUAUGUUUACAUGUACCUUCUAUAAUCAGGUCUUUUACCAACUCCCUCAACUGACAGCCAUAAUAUCCACAAUACAUAACAUAUAAUCACAGCAUGCCUUGUCGAUUUAAAGGCAGAUUCCUCAUCCGAGCAAAACGCAUCGGAAAGAACUCGCACAAAGAACGCAUAGCCGAGGCUUAAUAAAUAAUUUGAUAAUUAUAUAUUAAUAACUCAAUUGUUUGUUUGUUGCAUCUAGCAUUUUUGUUAAUCGGGUCAAAUCUUUUUUCACACCGCAGGAGAAAACACCAGAACUGAAACGGACUAAACACUGCCCCAAUGAAAGCAGGAUAAGAGGUCAAAUUUAAAUAGAAACCAAAUUAUUGAAUUAAAUAUGAACCGGAUGGAAAGUAACCACUGCUCAGACAUAGACGCUCAAAGAUAUAAUAGACUGUUAGGAGUACUUACAUCUUUUUAGUUUUUUAAAAUUCCUGCACGAUAAAUUUGAGAUUUACAAUUUUAAGAUUCCUCUCUGAUUUCAGUCUGUGCGUUAAUGUAAUUUUAACAGGAGACAUUCCAAGUAGAAUGAUGGUGUUUUAUAAUCUCUCCUCACUGUAUUAAUCAUUAUAUGGCUCUUUUAAAGCCAUCUUGAGCUUGAACAUGUAGCCUAAAUGUCCUAAAAUACAUGUAGGAUAUGUAAAAAUUGUAAGAAGUGCAUGUGUUCUUCAAGUGUGCGUUAAAUAGCUGAAAACCUGUCGUGCAAUCUGACACCAAUUUAUGUUUUUUGUUUUCUUUUCUUUUCUUUUUUUGUAUAAAUGUUGCCAAUUAUUUGUACAGAAUCCUCAAUUGUGUAAAAUACUUUUUGGAAUUAUUACUAAUCCAUGAAGUGUCUUAAAUGUGUGAGAUGAAGAUGCUGACACUUGUAGUAAUUCGCACUGGUCUGUUGAAUGGGAAUGUCCAAGUGUCUGAAGUAUUUACAAAUGUAGCUGUAAAAAGUUGAACGUCUAAUAUGUUGGAUUUAACAGUCGGACAUCAAGUACUGGCGAAAGUGAGACUGUAAACUAAUCACUGUCCAUUCAUAGGUUGAUCAAUCAUCUAAAAUUAUGUAAUAUUCUAAUAAUAUAUGUAAUGUUACAGUCAAGUGCAAAUGUUUGCACCCUCAUCGUUUUUUUGCAUUGGGGAAAAGUAUAUAUUAAAAUCAUCUAAAAUUCAAGCAGAUGCCACCUCAUAGCUGCCGGGUCUCCGUUCAGUCCUCGGGCUCUGGUUUCUGAGUUUCAUAUGUUCUUCCCCCAUGUCCGGCUUCUCUGGUUUCCUUCAGCUUGAGAGUAGACACAUGAGAGUAGACAGAUAAGAUAUGCUAAUUUGUCACUAAGUGUGAAUGUGUUUGUUAUCCAUGUAACACUGGUAAUAUUCAUUCAUCCAAGUGACUCAAAUCUUUAGAUUCCAUUCACCGAAAAGAUUCGCCGACAAGUUCUUCAUUUAAGUGAAUAAAACCUGUACAUGGAAUUGAUUAAGAGCUAGUCGUUCACUUAAAUGAUUAGGAACUUUACAUCCGCAUCCGGUGUUCCAGUGCUAUGCUCUGUAUCUUGUAAUGAAAACAACACUAGCAAACAUUCUUCAGAAAAAGUUUCAAAAUAAUGAAAUAUGUCAAAGAUUUGCCAAGGUCCAAAAUUUCCUAGGUGGUAUAAAUACAAAUAACACUGAUGCAUUUUGAUAAUUGAGUUAAAACAUCCUAAAAACACUCAUCAUGCACUUAGGAAGUUGAUUAUAUAAAAAAAAUGGCUCAUGUUUAUUAUGUCCUAUGUGGGUGUAAACAUUUGCACGUGGCUCUAAAUGUGGUAUUUGGAGCCAAAAGCACUUUGUCUAGUUAAAGAUGGGUCAACAGCCACCAGGGGGCAGUGUGAGUUAACGUCGCACAACAAAAUACUUCAUGCUGGGUCUCUCUCUCACUCUCUCUCUCUUUCUGUGUCCAUGGAUGUUCCCCCUGGAUAAUGCCUGCGGUGCCUCAGUUGUGUUGUGGCUUUGUCCUAACAAACGUACCUCUUUUUACAGCCUCUUCUUAUAUUUUCAGCUUGUAAAGAUUCAGAGGAAUCACAGUGAUAUCAGAGUCUCGGUGCAAACUGAAGUCAGUUUCAGUUGAAACAGCAGGUUCACGAAGGAGGUGAAAACUAGAUCUGUUACAGUGUUGGAUGGUGUUAUUUAUACAGAACAAACCCAGAGUAAAACCUUUUUACAUCAAAAAUCAGUCUUCUCAAUCUCUUAUCUGCUACAACAGAAAAAAAGUCUUUGUUUUACGUAUGCCUAUGCAUUAAUUAUCAAUACUGCCUAUACUAGUGAUAAGCAACAAUGUCCUUAUUAUGUACAUAAAUUAUUUACAUCUGAAUGCUGAUCAGAGUAAUUAUUACAUUUUGUAAUAAGCUGUUUGUUAAUAAAUAUGCACAGUACCUUUA
This is a messenger RNA of Tachysurus fulvidraco (yellow catfish), 3575 nucleotides long. It is a transcript of the gene rab31, whose product is annotated as RAB31, member RAS oncogene family. The transcript has 7 exons. The record is from RefSeq and is a predicted model, not a curated record. Bases 212 to 796 code for a protein of 194 amino acids. NCBI's taxonomy places the organism in Eukaryota, Metazoa, Chordata, Actinopteri, Siluriformes, Bagridae. Gene Ontology annotation, molecular function: GTPase activity; GTP binding.